This is a messenger RNA of Alternaria rosae, 1351 nucleotides long. RefSeq lists its product as uncharacterized. The coding region runs from base 284 to 1333 and encodes 349 amino acids. The record is from RefSeq and is a predicted model, not a curated record. Gene Ontology annotation, molecular function: protein binding. NCBI's taxonomy places the organism in Eukaryota, Fungi, Ascomycota, Dothideomycetes, Pleosporales, Pleosporaceae. The transcript has a single exon.
GUUCACUCAAUGAAGUUCCGCAAAGGAGUUUGUUCGUUGUCACUGCCGUGGGUGCGGUCAAGGGUACAUUUCGAAACAACGUUCCGUGACUCUGAAUGACGGUCUGCCUGUGAUGACUGCAUCCCCCUCUUCAAAGCUCGAGGCUACUACUGACCAUACCAAGUCUCCUCCGUAUUUCUCCAACAUUUAACGGAGUGUCGAUCGAUACCAACUGGCGCGUUUGACGGACAACGAUCGAUAAGCUUGUGAGGAAGACAGGUCAUGCACAACUGACUCACAAGGCAUGACGCGCAACAUUAGCCCACACACCGUUGGUAACGACGCAGGUCGCAAUCCAUUCCCAAAUCUUCCACCACCAUACACAUUCAAAGCCUCUCGACAUAUACCAAAAACCGACUCAAACUCAUAUCUUACCAGAGCGAACGUCUCUGACUUCACCACUAUCAGCACAAUCUUAGUCGGCUCCCAACUUACGCCAUUCCAGAUCCAGACCAGCCUCCUCACAUCAAAGUCCUCGUACUUCCGCGUCGCGCUCACAGGACCCUUUGCAGAAUCUAGCAACAACAGCAUAACACUCGACGAUGUCCCAGUCGACCACUUCCAACUCCUCGUCACCUGGCUCUACGACCAAGCCCUACCGAUUCCCUAUAAAGACCGAAAACCAGCAUACUACACCCUUCUGCACGUCUACGCUCUAGCCGACCGCCUAGGACUCGAAGGCGCAAGAAACGCCAUCAUAGACACGAUAAGCGACCUGGCCGAUGAAACGAAUAGCGUGCUAACACCCUCCGAUACACGUAUCUUGUACGAAGACAUCCGUGACUCGGCACCUCUCCGUACGCUUGUUCUAGAUCUCUUUUCUUUCAAGAAGACGGAUAGAUUGCUGGAAUUGCAUGCGGGCCUUUGGCAUGCAGAGUUCCUCCGCGAUCUGACUGUGCAUCUGAAAAGGCCGUGUGCACAGGCUAUGCAGCGGCAUAGGUUGCGCAUGUGGUGUCCCGUGUCCUGGCACGCGACUCGCGGGUGUGGUUAUUGUGGGAUUGUACUGGCACCUAGAUGUGGAGCGGUGGCUUGUGAGGACUGCUGUGUGGCGUUUUGUACGGCAUGUGUUCAGAGAGGCGUUGCGAUGGCACGGUGGGAGGUUGGGAGAUUCGAGGUUGUGGAAGAAGAGAGGAGUGUGCUGGGUGGAGCAGAUGGUGAAGAGAGGAAUGUGAAGAAGGUUAAGAAGUGGGAGGCUUGCAAGCCUUGGAGGGGGUCGAGGUGUGCGCUUUAUCACGAACAUGCUGAGACAGAGAGAUGUGGAGACAUUUUUUUUUGGGAAGGUGACGGGUUUUGAUGGAAAUACAUAGGACUA